UUCACACUGUGGUAGAAAAAGUCUACUUAAGCCUACGUGACAACUCGCAUACUUUUCCCUUUGUGUUUAACUUGUCACCAUGAUGCCCAGGCUGUGCGUUCUUUGUCUGGCGGCUGUCUUGGCUAUCUUUACCCGGCUGGCGGAGACAGUCGGGCCGGUGGUUCGAUGUGAACCUUGUGACGCGGGAGCACUUGGGCAGUGCAAACCUUUGCCCAAAGAUUGUACCGAGAAGGUCCGAGAGCCCGGCUGCGGUUGCUGUAUGACUUGCGCACUUACCGAGGGACAGUCUUGUGGAGUGUACACGGGGAGGUGCGGCUCCGGCUUGACCUGCCAACACCAGCCGGGUGAGACCAAACCUUUACAAGCUUUGCUGGAGGGACGGGGAGUUUGCUCCAGCGCAGUUCCCAAAAAACUCAGCAGCCUUUUGCUACCCAUUCAUAAACCAGAGAACACCAGAGUGACAGAAGAGGAGCAGAUUACCAACAGCACGGGGUCCCAGGGCCUGGAGAGCACCCACAGGGUCCCGGAGGCCAUGGGGCCCCCACACCACGCCAAAGGGGACGUCAUCAAGAAAGACCAGUCCAAAAAGUCGCAGAGCUACAAAGUAGAGUCGGUGUCCAGCGGGCUCAGCACCGACAUGCAGAACUUCUCACUGGAGUCCAAGCGGGAGACGGAGUAUGGCCCCUGCCGACGGGAGAUGGAGAGCGUCCUCAACAGUCUCAAGAUCACAAACGUCCUCAACCCGAGAGGCUUCCGCAUUCCCAACUGUGACAAAAAGGGCUUCUACAAAAAAAAGCAGUGUCGCCCCUCCAAGGGCAGAAAGCGGGGCUACUGUUGGUGCGUGGAUAAGUACGGGCAGCCCCUGCCCGGCUACGACGGCAAGGAAAGAGGAGAUCCCCAGUGCUACAACCUGGAGAGCAAGUGAGCGCCGGAGAGAGGGAGAGAGAGCGCGCACGAGAGAGAGAGAGCGAGAGAGCGAGAGAGAGAGAGAGAGAGAGAGAGGGAGAGAGAGGGCGCAGUCGGCUCCCGAGGAUUGUGCGCACAAGACUGAAUAAACAAAGACUUUGAAAGGUGCUGGCCUCUGCGGCGGUGCCUGCCUUGGCAGAGAUGGCCGUGCCUCAAGCCAUGUGACCUGCAAGGGAAUACACAGAGCUUGUGAAGACUGGAGAUUACAACUAGGCCAAGCCAUUUAAUUCUUACGGCUUUCUAUUUUGUGCAUAGGGAGCUUUGAAUUCCCAAAUAGAGAGAGAGAGAGAGCGAGAGAGCAAGAGAG
Messenger RNA from Megalops cyprinoides (Indo-Pacific tarpon), 1273 nucleotides. It is a transcript of the gene igfbp3, whose product is annotated as insulin-like growth factor binding protein 3. Gene Ontology annotation, molecular function: insulin-like growth factor II binding; fibronectin binding; insulin-like growth factor I binding. Lineage: Eukaryota; Metazoa; Chordata; Actinopteri; Elopiformes; Megalopidae. Bases 80 to 925 code for a protein of 281 amino acids. The record is from RefSeq and is a predicted model, not a curated record. Gene Ontology annotation, biological process: regulation of insulin-like growth factor receptor signaling pathway. Gene Ontology annotation, cellular component: extracellular region. The transcript is spliced from 4 exons.